AUGGAGCAGCUCAACUCCACUAUGGUGGAAUUUAACACGCCCUCAUCUUCUCCUGAAUACCAACCUGAUGUGGUCUCUGCAGUGCUGCUGUCCAUCUGCUUCCUGCUGGGAGUUCCUGGAAACAUCGCUGUGCUUCUUCUCAGACCCAACUUUCAGCAUCUGUCCAGCCUGAGCCAGAGUUUGAUGCUGAAUCUGGCUUUUUCAGACCUGCUCUGCCUGCUGACCCUCCCACUGUGGAUUUACAUGUUUCUCUACACCUGGACCUUCGGCCUGGAAGUCUGCAAGGUGGUCAUUUACCUUGAAUACUGUAUCGUUUAUGGCAGCCAGCUGACUGUGACGAUGCUGGCCGUCCAGCGCUACCUGCUGGUUGUGCGAAGGAAGAAGUUCCUACAUCUUGGAGGGAAGAGGCUGCUGGUUCUGCUCUGGCUGGUUGCAGCGCUGCUGUCCAUCCCUGCUUUAGUGUUUCAGGAGCUGAGCACGGAUGAGAACUGGUCAGAAUGUGUGCGUCUCUCCUCCUCUGAUGCCCAGAGGAUGGCUUCACUGCUGACUGAAUCUGUGGUAGGAUUCAUUUCACUUUUUGUCAUGGCGUUUGCUUACAUCCAGGUCUGCAGAAAGGUGAACCAGGCGGAAUUUUUCAACAACCCCCAGACAAACAGACUGGUUACCAGCAUCAUUGUGACCUCUUUUGUCCUGUGGGUGCCAUAUCUCACUGUGAAUGUGCUGGGUGUCAUUGCCAUUUCUGUAGAAAACAAGAGCUUGUGGGAGUUUUUAGAACAAACCUGGGGAAUUGUUGCAGCUGUAACAUUUGUGAACAGCUGCCUGAAUCCACUCCUGUAUGCAUUUGCUUCUUACAAAAUGCAUCAAACAACCACAACAAAUAAUGAAACUGCUGAAGAUGAAGAGCCACAAGAAUGAUAUCACCAAGAUCAAACCAACAGUUUCUGCUCAACUAUCUCUGCUUUGCCUGGUUUUCCUUCUUGAAUAAUGUAUAAAUGUUUCCAAAGAUGUUUGUGAAAUUUAAGCUUGAUGGAUCAAAUACUUUCUGGAGUGAAAUUUCCACAGAUUGUUGCAUCAUUUCAGUGAA
Messenger RNA from Acanthochromis polyacanthus (spiny chromis), 1084 nucleotides. RefSeq names its product C-C chemokine receptor type 8-like. The record is from RefSeq and is a predicted model, not a curated record. Gene Ontology annotation, cellular component: membrane. The transcript has a single exon. NCBI's taxonomy places the organism in Eukaryota, Metazoa, Chordata, Actinopteri, Pomacentridae. Gene Ontology annotation, biological process: immune response; G protein-coupled receptor signaling pathway. The coding region runs from base 1 to 915 and encodes 304 amino acids. Gene Ontology annotation, molecular function: G protein-coupled receptor activity.